Messenger RNA from Dicentrarchus labrax (European seabass), 4750 nucleotides. RefSeq names its product transcription elongation regulator 1 like (gene tcerg1l). Gene Ontology annotation, molecular function: transcription coregulator activity; RNA polymerase binding. The record is from RefSeq and is a predicted model, not a curated record. Gene Ontology annotation, cellular component: nucleus. Bases 459 to 2225 code for a protein of 588 amino acids. NCBI's taxonomy places the organism in Eukaryota, Metazoa, Chordata, Actinopteri, Moronidae. The transcript has 16 exons.
ACAGACAGAGACAGAGAGAGAGAGACAGAGAGAAAGAGAGAGAGAGAGAGAGACAGAGAGAGACAGAGAGAGAGAAAGAGACAGAGAGAGAGACAGAGAGAGAGAGACAGAGAGAGAUUCCGUGACCGGAACGCUGCUCUGCUGCACGCGGACUUCGGCAUUUUUCAUCAUCCGCUGCUGCCGUGACUCGCGCGGUUCUGUCUGUCUACCUGUCUCUCUGUCAGUCUGACUACCUGUCUGUCGGUAUCUUAACGUCAGUGUUGCUCCUCGCCGCUCCGGUGUGUUGAUACUUUGGCCGUUACCGGAUGGGAGGAUGAUUUGCGGACCUCAGUAAAGAUCUCGGAGUUGCAGCUGGAGGACGUGACCGGACCGGAGAGGGUCGGCAGUCCCGCCGGUCUGAGGAGCAGUUUAUCGGGACAGAAGCAGGGGAAGCUCUGCAGGUCGGUGGUGAUGUCAUCAUGAUGCUGCCAGUCUCAAGGUUCAAAGGUCAACCAGUUGGCAUGGUAACCACCACUGCACCCUGGUUGUCCAUGAGCAGUGACCCCGUCCCCCACUGGCAGUGGGUGGCCAGCUGGUCAGCAGCAAUGUACCAGGCCACACAUCCACUGGUCUUCUACCCCCCAACUGUGUGGAUACCUGAACACACACACCUGAUACAGUGGGAACAUCCAGUGGUUGAACUUGUUCCUGUUCUCCCUCAAUUCUAUCGCUCCUCACCUCUUCAUCCUCCUCAUCCUCUGCCCAAGCUAUCUGAAGCCUGGAUCGUACCAGAGGAAGUGGGCAUGUUUCAGAGGAGAGACAAACCCCUCCUCCUGACCAAUCAGCUUAUCCCAAGGCCAGGAGGACACAUCCCCCGGACUCACCUGCUGCUCUCUCCCUCUCGACGAGGUCGUGUUAGAAGAGACACAACAAAGCCCAGAGACACAGAGCCAGAAGACUUCUCCUCCUCUUCAUCCUCUUCCUCCCUCCCCCUGCACCACCUCUCUGUGUCUCCUCUCCACCUGCUUCACCGUACUGCUCCUCCUCCAGCAGGUGGAGCUUACUGGGAAUGUGCAGGACUUCAAAUACAGAGAAGCAAGGAAGCAUGGCCUCUUGUUCUGAACAAUCAACAGCACAGACGGGCAUGGCUACAACCAGUCAUCGGCCUGGAGAGAAAAAUGUUUCCAUCCACAAAGCAGUGUAUAUUUGGACCUGUUUCUGCCUCUCCACUCUGCAUUGACAAGUGGCCUGUCUUACCUGUCCAGGUGAUGAAGGAAGUUCAUCCCUCCUUCUUCUCUUCACGGUUUUCUUCCAGAUUCACUCUACUGACCGACUACAGACACAAGAAGCAAGGGAUGAGUGGAGGAAAAGUCUCUUAUGAAGGAGCUUUACUGCUGAGGACAGGGAGAAUGGACGACAACAAACAGUAUGUUGGUGUGUCUGCAGACAGAGGAGAGGAGGAAGACGAGGAAGAUGAGGAGGAGGGAAGUGUAAGGAAAGACAAACGUCCUGUCGCUUCCACUCCAGUCCCAGGGUCGCCAUGGUGUGUGGUCUGGACUGGAGACGACCGGGUCUUCUUCUUUAAUCCUACAAUGCACCUCUCGGUCUGGGAGAGACCAGGAGAGCUGAUUGGUCGAGACAUCAGCCGCAUCAUCGAGGACCCACCCCACAAGAGGAAGAGGACAACACCUGCUGACAGCAGCUCUGGCUGUCAAUCAUCUGGUCGCCACGGUAACAAUGAAGAUGAUGAACAUGAACACAACUUCAAAAGGAACAGAAUAGAGGAACCAAUGUCUCUCGUCCCUCAUCCAGGAGAAGUUAAACUCCUCCCACUGGAGCUUCGUGUGGCUCAUUUUAGAGAAAUGAUGCUUGAAAGAGGGGUGUCGGCAUUCUCCACCUGGGAGAAGGAACUCCAUAAGAUGGUGUUUGACCCUCGAUACCUGCUGCUGACCUCAGAUCAGAGGAAACAGGUGUUUGAUAAGUUUGUGAAGAGCAGGGUGAAGGACGAGUACAAAGAGAAGAAGAGUAAACUGCAGAAAGCCAGAGAAGAUUUCAAACAGUUGCUGGAGGAGGCAAAGAUCACCAGCAGAUCAACCUUUAAGGAGUUCUGUGCUCGUUACCGUGGCGAUCAGCGGUUCAACGCCCUUAACAGGAAGAAGGAACAGGAAGUUCUCUUUGAGCAUUACAUCACUUCCUUAAAGAAACGGGACAAAGAGAACCGAGCCAGACUGAGGAAGAUGAGAUGAGAACACUGUUCUACCGUCCAGAACCAUCUAGAACCCUUGUAGAACUCAUCCAAGACCUUCCAGAACCUUCAAAAGAGCCUUCCAGGAACUUCUGUUCCACCACACCGAGCAGAUCCUCUACUGUGGACCGGAACCACAGAGACCAGAUGGGACCAGAGGAUCUAUGUGGUUCUCACUUGUUGUUUGUGGUUUUAUAGAUUAUCCAGGAUAGGAAGAGGACCAGCAGCAUCAGACUGGAUUCUGGAUUCUGGACUGUAGUGGAUUGAUGUCAUCUUGACCUGCUGAACUGAAUCUAGACUGACUAAACUGAGCCAAGUCAGACUGGACUAAACUGGACUUCAAAAAGAAUCAGAGCACAAAAAAGAUGUCUGUCUGUCUGUCUGUCUGUCUGUCUGUCUGUCCCUUGUGCCUGGCUGGACCAACCAACCAACCAACCAACCAAUCAAUCAUGGUAAAGCAGUUUCGUACAGGUCAAUGCUGAUGAUAAAAUAGUCCAAACUAAAAUAAUCUGAGACAAGAAAUAAAAAUGACUAUAUAUAUUUGAAUUCAUCCUGUACCACAAAUAACUUUAUUAUAUCACACUAAAGGUCAGUAUUCUUGUAGGAAAUAAAAUCAACCCUCUGACCCCCCUUACUGCCCUCUAUACCACCUAGAGCGGGGGUCCGUCCAAGGUUUCCGCCUCUUAAAAGGAAGUUUUUCCUUGCCGCUGUCACCAAGGUCUUGGUCAUGGUGGGUACUGUUGGGUCUCUGUAAAUAAUGUUAUAAAGAGUUCAGUCUAGACCUGCUCUAUUUGAAAAGUGUCCUGAGAUAACUUCUGUUAUGAAUUGAUGCUAUACAAAUAAAACUGAAUUGAAUUAGUACUGUAACUGUUACUAUGAUGACCCAAAAAUAAUACACCUACUUUUAAAUUCAAACAGCAGGGAGGGAGUAAAAACAAAACUAACAGCUACAUGUAAAUCCUCCUUAAAAAAUAAUUGCAUCAUAAACAAGACAAAAAACUUAAUUCCAGUAUUCUAUUGUAUAUUGGUCCUCCGGCCCAGCAUGGUGGGGAUUUACAUCUCCAUGACAACAGGGCUACCUGCUGGAAGGUGUGUCUUUACAGGCAGAGAGAGCCAUGGUGGUCGAGACCGCAGUGAAUCAGAUAAAAUAAAACAUUUCUGAUUGUUUCACAGCGGUUAAGUUCUAAAGCACAAAUAACGGCCACCUUGUUCCUGCAGUAUGUAGAGUCAUUUUUAUUGAAGAAAAGCUGCUAACAAAUUCCUUCUUUACAAUAAAAGUCCCUGGUUACUUUGUUAUUUAAACGCUUUUAUUAUGAAGCAGCAAAAUCAGGAAGUGUUGGGUUUUCAUCAGCAGUAAUUUAACACAACCCAGAUAUCUGAAAACACAAACAGGAGAAACUUCAACCCACAGAGGUUCAGUUAGAAGAUACACAAGAACUGAGAGCUGACAACAAUGUUUGUCUGCUUUCUGUACAGACAACAGUUUAGUAACACGCAUGUUUGAGGGGCAGAAGUGGGGUCACGUGGUUGUCCAUGGUAGGCGAAACAUCACUGCAGCCUGCUUGGAGGCGGGUUGGGUGCACUUUACCCCAGGGUAGGCCCAUCUCGGGUGUGACAAUCAAUAAAUUAGCACAGCAUGGUUUGACUCGGUGCAGCCAAAAGCACUAAUGGUAAUCCCCUAUUAGUGACCGGAGGGGGCCAUGGGUCCAUGGGGCAUAUUCACAUUAUCAGCCACUCAAUAUAUGAUCUAUCAGCCACAUUUUACCACAUUUCACCAGCUGGUGAAAAAUACAUAUUCUAAAUCAUACAAAAUACAACUAUUCAAAGUUGUCUUUCCCUCCCAUACUUGCAAUAGUAAAAGUUAAAUUCAAAUUGCUCCCCAAUGCUUAAAAUAUCAUUUGUGUUUCAUUUGGUUUUGGGAAGGGGGGGGGCCCUUCCCAAAACCAAAUGAAACCACAUAAUGAAAUGUAAUAAAACCAUCACACAGGUUGAUGUUCUAAACGCACUGUUCACAUUCUAAAUAUUACAUUAGCCAUGAGCCUCAGCUGCUGUUGCUGUAGUCAGUCAAAGGUUUAUAUAAAUUGUGUAAUUGAGCUUUAGGUUGUCAGUCGACAACGACUGAAGCUCUGUGAUGGCUGUUAGUGAAAUGCAAAGACAAUAUUAUCUGACACAGGUAAUGAUUUUGUGUUACCUGUUGAUGGUCCUCAGAGGAGGACCUUGGACCAGCCAGGACAGGGACGACUCCACAUCUGUAAACCACAUCAAUACAAACUGAACCCAAUUCGCCUCCUUCCUGUCUCACAAGUUUUUAUAUAGACAUAUUGUUAUGAUGUAAGCCCUGCCCCCUCCACUGUCAGCACCAUGCUGAGCUGUGAUUGGAAGAUUUCCUGUCUUAAUAUCCUGAUUGGAUGUUUUCUAGUGUCCUGACUUCUCAUUCAACAGUGUCUGUGUGAUGAUCUUUGUGUUUUGACAUUUCAUUGGCUGUUGUUCAUGACUUGUUUUAAAUUAAAUUGUCCCUUAAACAUA